Chaetomium fimeti is the source of this 2109-nucleotide messenger RNA. RefSeq lists its product as uncharacterized. The record is from RefSeq and is a predicted model, not a curated record. The coding region runs from base 174 to 1610 and encodes 478 amino acids. Lineage: Eukaryota; Fungi; Ascomycota; Sordariomycetes; Sordariales; Chaetomiaceae. The transcript has a single exon.
AACCAGGGCAGGUGCAUCGCCCCCAAACCGUGUUUCAAUUCCUCAAGCACAAAACCGUCAUUAAUAUUCGGGACUCGGACGGUUCAACGUCCCGACCUCCUCCGAGUCCAAAUUACUGGCAACGUUCUUGUUGUCCAUUUUCGCGUCGAUAGCAGCCACGUUGCGCUAGCAACAUGCCCCCCCACGACAUCCCCUCCCCGGUCGCUUCUGACGAAGAUGAUCUUGAGCGCUUUACGCCGGUGUUGGCCCUGCUUCAAUUGAGCGAGAUCCCGGGUGCGGCUGCCCGUCUCUGGGCGACCAAGAAUCCGGAGAAGACCCUCUCCGGGUUGCCAGUGGUUGGUGGGCCUCUACACGGGUCGUACCACAUUUUGUUCCCCGUCGAAUUCCCAGAGCAGGGCGCGAAAUGGCUGCUCAAGAUCCCCAUCAAUGGCGCCGCGGAGCAUUGGGACGAGCUCUCAGCCGAACAGCUGCAGUCAGAAGCCAGAACAAUGCAGUUUAUCAAACGACGCACAUCAAUUCCUCUCCCUGAAGUCUUCGGCUUCAGCACCAGCCUCGCGAACCCCCUCGGUUGCCCGCACAUCUGGCUCUCCUUCAUCCCCGGAGUCUCUCUCUACGACUUUUGGUUCAACACCCCACCCACCGCAGACGACGACGACGACGCCCUACACCGCCGGCGCAUCCAGAUCCUAAAAGACGUUGCGUCCGCCAUGGUCCAGCUCGGCCAGCUCCGCUUUCCCAAAGGCGGUAGGCUCGUAUUCGAUGCCGGCGACGACAACGGCGACCCAGUGGGCGUCGGCCCACAACGGCAGCUCGACGACGCAGCGUGCCAGAAACGCUUGAUGCGCGACCCGCCGGAUUACAUGCCCGUCUACUUCGCGGCCGGCCCGUUCAAGACGGCGCGCGAGUUCUACACCUGCCCGCUGGAGAGAGAGGCGAUGCCCCCCCUCGCCAUCCUAGCGGGCCAGCAGCGCCUACUACGGUUCCUACUGGACUGCAUGGCCGACUUUUUUGAGGGCGUCAAGGGCGGAGGCGAGGAGUUUGUUCUAACCCAUCCCGACUUCGACAUCCAGAACUUCAUCGUCUCGCCCACGGACGGGCGGCUAGUAGGCAUCAUCGACUGGGACGGCGUCGGCGCCUGGCCGGUAUCUCUGGGCAACCUGCGCUACCCGGGCUGGUUGACGCGCGACUGGGACCCGGGCAUGUACGGGUACGGCGAGGACGGGGUGCUCGCGGAUGGGGUGACGAGGGAGGACUCGCCCGAGACGUUGCAGCGGUGUCGCUGGGCGUAUUGGAAGGCGGUGCGGGAUAGCUUGGAGGAGCUUGAAGCUGGCCAGGCGGGGAGUCGAGAAGGAAAGGGGGGGGGUGAGUACGAGACGAGUGCCACGAUUAUCACCGAGAAUCUGCACAUUGCUGCUGCUGGGAACGGGCGCGCCAAUAUAUUAAAAAAGAUUGUCGAUGAAAUCGCGGCCGUAGUGGACGUGCCGUGUGAGAACGGCCCUGAGUUUUUUUACAUGGAGUUGGCCAUGGCUGGGCAGGGUGAGUGGAAGGAUGGGGUAAAGGAGGCAUUGCGGGCUGGGUUGGAAACGCUGCUUCGGGACCAGUUGCUGUAGGGUCGGGAGUAAGCUUUGGCAAGCAAGAGAAUCCCCCAGGGACACGCUUUACUUGUACAUGUGGCUCUUGAUCGAGAUGCAUAUGGUAUCGAGGACUGCAUGCGUCCAAUAACCCUAUACGUGCCGACGCCCGUAAAAAUUUCGAAUCACACUGCCUGUCUGUACUGACAAAUCCCACAAUCCACAUGUGAGAUCAAUCAACCCCAACAGUUUGCUUACCCAAGCCGACCCGGAUCACCAACAUCAAAAACGAUCAAAGGAGGCAAAAGCAAAAGCAAAAGGGAAGCACAUCGCGUCUGGACGGGAAUUGAGCCCGACGUGGGGGUCGAACCCACAACCUUGAGAUGGGUGAUACACGUUUGUAAGAGUCUCACGCUCUACCGAUUGAGCUAGCCGGGCGAUGCGUUAUUUGUUGGUGUUUCCGUAUGUUGGAAGAGUUUUUCUGUGCAUGGUGUUGAGGGCUGCUCCCAGUUUUUCGGUGGUGGGGGUUGGUGGGGUU